Messenger RNA from Hemiscyllium ocellatum (epaulette shark), 8814 nucleotides. RefSeq names its product beta-1,4 N-acetylgalactosaminyltransferase 1-like. NCBI's taxonomy places the organism in Eukaryota, Metazoa, Chordata, Chondrichthyes, Orectolobiformes, Hemiscylliidae. The coding region runs from base 92 to 1666 and encodes 524 amino acids. Gene Ontology annotation, biological process: ganglioside biosynthetic process. Gene Ontology annotation, molecular function: hexosyltransferase activity. Gene Ontology annotation, cellular component: Golgi membrane. The transcript has 11 exons. The record is from RefSeq and is a predicted model, not a curated record.
AGGCGUCUCUGACACUUCACUGUCUGUUUCUGAUCGCUCUGACAGCAAGAGACUGCUGUGGGAGUUGGAGUCACAUGUGGGCCAGACCAGGAUGCAGUUCGCCAAAAGGAUUUUCUGCUCCCUGCUCCUCCUGGGACUUCUCAUUAUUGUAUUGUAUUGCAUCUUUCGCCACCCUGUGAAUACUGUGGAUAUUAAGUACAAAGGGCAGAGUAGUCCAUACAACUCACCUGGAUAUGAAUUAUGGUCAUCGGGAGAGCAAUAUGCUCAUAUAUCUUACAAAAAGAAAGAGAGUAUUGCCAGUCAGCUGACAAGAGAUGAUUGCAACUGUGAAGAAGAGAAGACUUUCUUCGGCAACCUCAUCAGUCGAGACUCCGUCACCGACUUGGAGCUGGUCUUUGACGCGGCAGAGCGCCAAGAGGUCAAACAAAGGCGGGAAAGGGAGUACCACCAUUUUCGAGAAAGGACCAGGUCUUCCGCAGAUGCGUUGCUGUUUGCCAAAGCAAAUUCUCCCUUGGAAUACCCCAUUCAAGGUGUUGAAGUGAGGCCUAUGAAAACCAUCUUAAUACCAGGUUUAAAGCUGCAAGCUGCACCACAGCAUCACUUCAAGGUCAACCUGACGGCGACACUGGGCACCUUUGACGUGGCGGCGGAGGUGGACGAGGUGACGAUCCAAGGCGACGGGCAGGUGCACAUGUCCCUGUCGAGCUCUCGCCUCGACAACCUCAACCGGCAACUGCAGUUCGUCACCUACAGCAACACCAUCUUCAACCCCAACACGGCCGACACAGUGUUGUUUGAGACCGAUGGACAUCAGGCUGCAUUCACCAUCAAGAUUCGACAUCCCAUCAUUCCAAAGCUCUAUAAUGUUGAAAGCCAGUCAGGCUAUAACAUCAGUGGCUUGGUGACUAUAGCAACCAAAACAUUUCUGAGGUAUGACAAGCUGAGGGAGCUGAUCUCGAGCAUUAGGAAGUAUUACCCCAAUGUCACCAUCGUUAUCGCGGAUGACAGCGACAAGCCACAAAAGAUUGAAGGAGACUUUAUUGAGCAGUACUUCAUGCCAUUUAAGAAGGGCUGGUUUGCUGGGCGGAACUUGGCAGUCUCCCAGGUCAGAACAAAGUAUCUGCUCUGGGUCGACGAUGACUUCAUCUUCGCUGCAGACACCAAGCUGGAGAAAAUGGUGGACAUUCUUGAGAAAACGACACUGGAUAUAGUCGGAGGCUCAGUGCGAGAGGUGACAACAUACUCAGCCACGUUUCUCCACAAACUCAGUGUGCAAGCUGGCGGGAAGGAGGGAGACUGCCUUAGAAUUCGCCCAGGAUACUACCACGCUGUGGAAGGCUUCCCUAACUGUGUCGUCACAGAUGCUGUCAUCAACUUCUUCCUCGCCCGAACGGAAAAGUUGCAGCAAGUUGGAUUUGAUCCACAUUUAACAAGACAGGGACAUUUAGAAUUCUUUGUGGACGGUUUGGGACAACUCCAUGUUGGCUCCUGCAGUGAUGUCAUGAUUGAUCACGCCUCAAAAAUCACCAUGCCUUGGACAAAGAAAACUCAAAACGAGAUACUUUACCAAAAAUUGCGUUACAUCCAGGCUUCGGAGACAGACAGCAACUUACAGAAUAAACUUUUUUAUUUCAAAAACCGACUUAAAUGCAUCAGGAGCAGCUGAGGGGCUGCUGUUUAGACCACUUUUAAAUGCAAAUAACUUGAGUGAUCAGGUCUGCAACAAUUGGUUUACCUCAGUUCUACUUAAGACCUGCACCUCAGAUUCUGAAAUCAGUCUUUCUUCAAAAAUCCUGGAACUCCUCGACUUUGCUUGAGAUCUCCAACAAACUGUUGCUUCAAGAUGGAUCUUGUCUUCCCUCCUGCUGUUUCCAAACUGGACCACGUCCUGCAACUUUAGGCCCUUGAUUUUGACUUCUCAGCUUAAAUCAACCGUAGUUGUCUGUUUAAAAGAAACAGAGAUUGCUGGAAAAGCUUAUCAGGUCUGGCAGUAUCUGUGCAGAGAAAUCCGAGUUUACGCUUCACGCUUAGCUCUGAUUUCUCUCUGCAGAUGCUGCCAGACCUGCCGAGCUUUUCCAGCGAUUUCUAUUUCGGAUUUCCAGCAACCGCAGUUCUUUUGGUUUAUGUUUAUGUGAUUAUCUGUUGCACUGCGAUUGCAAUCAUGCUGUAUUCCUUUCUAGGUCUGUAAUGAGGUGCGUUUUUAAAUUAUGAAUAGUAAAUUGAAAGAAAUUCCAGCAACACGUGGAAACAAGCAUGGUUGAACAUCAAGCCCGAAUAAUAAUCACUGUUUUGUGUUUUGUGCUGACACACAAAAAUUCCUCAAGCCGUGUAUCUUCAGGAAGUUACCAACCUGGUUAUGUUUUCUCAAGGGCACCAAUCAGCAGGAUAGCCAGCUGAAUUUUUUGCUUAUGGGUAUAGGGUGCAUCUGGUUGGGACACCCUUCAGAAGAGCAGUGCAGACUCGAUGGGCUGAAGGGCCUCUUUCUGGCUAGUGCUAUUCACCUUUUUAAGACUCCACUCCCGCCAGUGAAAUCCCUACAUCUAGGUACCUCAGCACGCAGCCCAAAGGAGAAAAGAGUCACGUUUGUUUUUUCCCUCUGCAGGAAUAGGAAGUAAAAGCAGCAAUUGAAAACAGAGACAGUGCAGGUGAAACCCAGCAGGUAUGGCAGUACCUGUGGACCGAACUUCAGCCUGGAAGUUUCGAGUUCAGCAUUACAGUUCUUCAGAACUGAGGAGAGGUGGAAGAGCGCUGGGUUUUCUGCUGUUAAAAAGGGUAAGCUGAAGAAGAGGGCAGGUCAGGGAAUGGCUCAAAGAGAUUGGCAAUCAAAGGCGUCAUAGAAUGUGAGACAAGGGCAGGACUUAGACACUUAAAAGCAGGGCCCUGGGUAGUGUUGUAGAAAAGAGAGACCUUCGGGUGCAGGUACAUAGUUUGUAUCACAUAUAGACAGGGGGGUUAAGAAGGUGUGUAGCAUGCUUGCCUUCAUUGCUCAGUCCUUUUGAGUGUAGGAGUUGGGACAUCAUGUUGUGGUUGUACAGGACAUUGGUGAGGCCCCUUCUGGAGAACUGUGUCCAGUUCUGGUCGUCCUGCUACAGGAAGGAUAUUAUUACGCUGGAGAGGGUUCAGAAAAAAAAUUACCAAGAUAUUGCCAGGAUGGAGGGUUUUGAGUUGUAAAGGAAGGCUGGGAGUUUUUUUCACCGGAGCAUAGGAGGUUGAGAGGUGACUCUAUAGAGGUUUAUAAAAUCAUGAGGGAUAUGGGUGGCAGGUGUCUUUUCCCUAGAGUGGGGGAAUUUCCAAGACUAGGGAACAUAUUUAAGGUGAGAGGAGAAAGAGUUAAAAAAGAUAUGGGCAAUUUUUUUACACAGAGAGUGGUGGAUGUGGGUAUAGUUCCAACGUUUAAAAGACAUUUGGAUAAAUGCAGGAAUAGGAAAGAUUUGAAGGAUAUGAGCCAGGAGCAGGGACUUGUUUAGUUUAGAAUGAGGGUCGGCAUGGACUGGUUGGACUGAAGGGUCUGUUGACUCUAUGCUGUAUGACUCUAUGACAGUAAAGAUGAGCUCUGACUGAAAGCAGAGAGGGGCAUAAAUUUCAAAAUGGUGCUUUGGGUCUGAAGUUGUUGAACUUCAUGUUGAGUCCUGAAAGUUGUAACAUGCCUGAGAUGUUGUUCCUUGAGUUUGCAUUGAGCUUUGUUGGAACACUGUAGGAAGUCCAGAUGGAGAUGUUAGCCAUAAGACACAGGAGCAGAAAUUAGGCCAUUCAGCCCAUCCAGUCUGCUCUACCAUUCAAUCAUGGCUGAUACGUUUCUCAACCUCAUUCUUCCAUUUUCUCCCUGUAACCUUUCAUCUCCUUGACAAUCAAGAACCUUAAGUAUACUCAAUGACCUGGCCUCCACAGCCUUCUGUGGCAAUGAUUCCCCACUCUCUGGCUGAAGAAGUUUCUCCUUAUCUCCAUUCUAAAAGACUGUGCCCUCUGGUCCUAGUCUCUCCUACCAAUGGAACCAUCUUCCCAACCUCCACUCUGUCCAGGCCAUUCAGUAUGCUCGCCUUGAGAGAGCAAGGUGGUUUAUGGAAAUAGCAACCAACUGGGAGGUCGGGGCCGUUCCAACGGCAGCAGAUGUGUUCUGCAAAGUGGUCACCAAACCCACAUUUGGCCUGACAUUUGUGAAGGAGAUCACACUGAGAGCAGCAAAUGCCUUAGACUAGACUAAAAGGAGUACAAAUGAAAUUCUGCUUUCGCCGGAAGGUGCGUUUUGGGGCAGUGAGGAGGUGGCUAGGCGAGUGUUGCAUCUUCUGUGAUUUCAGAAGAGAUUUACCAGGAUGUUGAAGGGAAUAGAGGGUUUGUGUUAUAAGGAUAGGCUGGGCCUUCUUUCCCUGGAGUAUAGGAAGUUGAGGGGUGACCUUAUUGAGGUUUAUAAAAUCAUGAGGGGUACAGAUAAGGUAAAUGACAGGUGUCUUUUUCCGAGGGUGGGGUAUUUGAGACUCGGGGGCAUAUUUUUAAGGUGAGAGAUUUAAAAAAAACCUGAGGGCAAUUAUUUUACACAGAAAGUAGUUCAUGUGUGGAAUGAACUUCCUGAGGAAGUGGUGGGUGUGGGGACAGUUACAAUGUUUAAAAGGCAUUUGGAUCAGGACAUAAAUAGGAAAGGUUUGGAGGGAGAUGGGCCAAGGGCGGGCAGGUGGGACUGGUUUAGUUUGGGAUUAGGGUUGGCAUGGACUGGUUGGGCCCAAGGGUCUGUUUCCGUAUGACUGGAGCAGGAGACAGCACAGUUGACCUUCAGAAGAUCGGGUAUGUAUUAAACCCUUCCACAACCUCCUAAAAAUACUUCCUUAAUAUGAAACAUUUAACCUAAGUAUUUUGCUUAAGAUUGGAACUAUUUCCACACUGAUCAAGCCUUCAUCUCCCACCUCUGUCCAUACCAGCCCCUGUCCCACUGCUAAAAGUGAUUAUGCACUUGUUCAAGAUUUCUCCAUUCUAACUGAGCAAGCCGUUCCAAACUGAGGAGGAGCGCCUGAAUGCUGAUUUUGGAACUACACUUCCAGCAGCUGAAACCAAAAGAGUUGGAGUAAUAAUAAUAUCACCCAAAGGUCGUCCUGUCUCGUUCAACAGCGAUGAGGGUUUGACCUGAGGGUUUCCACACCUCAGUGUCGAGAGUGUGGUGCUGGAAAAGCACAGCAGCUCAUGCAGCAUCCGAGGAGCAGGAGAAUCACCGUUUUGGGCAUCAGUGUAAGGUUGAGAAGGAGGGUCCUGCAUGGUAACCUCACCUAGAUGUGGGAAUUGAAACCAUGUUGUUGGUGUCUCCUCUGCUAACCUCAAUUGCAAUAGCACUGGCAGGUGGCUGCCAUAUCAGGAUGAAGACAUUUUGCUGAACUGGAUGCCUUUUAAGUUUACCUCUUUCACAUUACUCACUGGUGUUGAGAAGAUCUGAGAGAGAAAGGCUGGUGGAGAGCUCAGAGCUCAUGUUAUUCCAUUGCAACAGAAAGAUGGUGGGAACUGGAGAUUCUUAUGCUGUGGAGAUGGGGCAGUCAUCAGGAAGUGUAAGGAUUCACUUCUUCAAAAGACUCACCUAAGGACCGUGAAGAAUCCCCCAAGAUCUCUUCAGCGGUGGCUACGUUCACUGGACGAUUUGCAAUUGGAACUGCGAAGAUUGAAUCAGAAAUCAUCUCAAAAUGAGAUAACAGGGAUGUCAACUUUAACACCUGACAUUGUCAAUCUCUUGGCUCUCAUUUAUCCUCAUGUUUCAACACUGCUGAAGAACUUUACUGUGUAAACAGAGAUUCCUGUUCACAAUGCUCUGUUUCGAGUAUGACUUCUUCAAAACUGCAAGGUGUUGGAAAAUAUUUCUUUUAUACUGGUGAAGGAAAAGGGAUUGUUAAUGGAGGUGAAAAAGAAAAAGAUGUAAAAAUAGGUGUGAAUUCUAUGUUUAUUUUUCUUUUCUGAUGACGGACCACCGGACUUGAAAUCUUAACUCUUAUUUCUCUCUCCACAGAUGGUGCCAGACCUGCUGAGUUCCUCCAGUAAUUUCUGUGUUUUAGAUUAGACUUACAGUGUGGAAACAGGCCCUUCGGCCCAACAAGUCCACACCGACCCGCCGAAGCGAAACCCACCCAUACUCCUACAUUUACCCCUUUACCUAACACUACGGGCAAUUUAGCAUGGCCAAUUCACCUGACCCGCACAUCUUUGGACUGUGGGAGGAAACCGGAGCACCCGGAGGAAACCCACGCUGACACGGGGAGAACGUGCAAACUCCACACAGUCAGUCGCCUGAGUCGGGAAUUGAACCCAGGUCUCUGGCGCUGUGAGGCAGCAGUGCUAACCACUGUGCCACCGUGCCGCCCGUGCCGCACCGUGUCUCUCUUCCUCACCAUUUGACUUUCUGAAAUAGAACAGUCUCUCCUGUUUUACCUUGUUGCGUUCUUGAGGCAACUGAGUAACUUGCUUGGCCAUUUCAGAGGGCAUUUAAAGAGUUAGCCACAUUGGCUGUGUGGGGCUGGGGGUCUGGAGUCACGUGUAGGCCAGACUGGGAAAAGAUGUCAGAUUUUCUUCCCUAGCUGCAUUUUCCUAACCAAUGAUGAUCACUACCUUGGUCAUCAUGAUGGAGGCUAGCUUUAUAUCCCAGAUUGAUGGAGAAUGUCAGUGUUAUUACUUAUUCUGAACGACACUGAGACUACUAAACCCUCCCUUUACUGAGGCCUUUAAAGCCAGUCAAGAGAGGAAACUCUUAGCUGAUGAGCCUGAGCUGGGUUCAGUGUUAAAACAGUGUUACAGUUAUUGCAACCAUGAUAAGUCCAAUCACUGUUGCUGUCUAAAAAUAUAUCUUAAGGGUCCGAAGUAAUGAGAGAAAGUAGAGUUUUGGCUUGAAGCCAGGUUCUGAAGCAGAGGAAGAAUGGAAUGUUAUUUUAAUGUACAAGAUCCAAAAUUGUAAUGCCCUCUAGGAACCAAUAAAACAGUAAGGAUAACCAUCAGCAGGAACGCAGUCUUGUAAUUUAUCUUUUCUAUGAUCUCAAUGUGGUCAAGGGCAAAUUUACUGGCAGUUAUUAUGAUCCCACAACCAGUCAAUGUGUUGUGCAACAUCUGAUUUCAGAAUUCAAAGUUCAACAUUCACUUUCAAGGGUUUUAAUAAAAUGAGUAUCAGUUUGGGAACAGACUGCAUUAAGCCAGGCCCACUCAGCUCCUGAUCUCAUUCCAGUCUUGGAUUGAACAUGGAAAAAGACCUGAAUUCCAGAGGGGAGGUGAGAGUGACAGCCCUUGACAUCAUUCGAUCGAGUGUGGCAUCAAGGAGCCCUCCCAAACCUGGAAUCAAUGGGUAGCAGGAGCUAAACCCGUUGCUGGUUGGAGUCACACUUACACAUAGGAAGAUGAUUGUUGGAGGUCAGUCAUCUCAGCUCCAGGCCAUCUCUGCAGGAGUCCCUCAGGGUAGUGUCCUGGGCCCAACCAUCUUCAGCUGCUUCAUCAAUGACCUUCCCUCCAUCAUAAGGUCAGAAGUGGGGGAUGUAUGCUGAUGAUUACACAAUAUCCAGCACGAUUCGUGACUCCACAGACAUUGAAGCAGUUCAUGUUCAACUGCAACAAGAUCUGGACAAUAUUCUGGCUUGGGCUGACAAGUGGCAAGUAACAUUCACACCACAGAUAUGCCAGGUUAUCACUAUCUCCAAUAAUAGACAACCUAACUACUCCCCCUUGACAUUCAAUGGUGUUACCAUCACUGAAUCCCCCAUCAUCAACACUUUAGAGGUUACCAUUGAUCAGGAACUCAACUGGACCAGCCAUACAAACACAGUGGCUACAAGAGCAGAGGAAAGAUUAGGAAUCCUGCAGCAAGUAACUCCCCUCCUGUCUCCCCAAAGCCUGUCCCACCAUCUCCAAGGCACAAGUCAGGAGUGUGAGGGAAUACUCCCCACUUGCCCCUGGAUGGGGGCAUCUCCAACAACACUCAAGAAGCUCCGCACCAUCCAGGACAAAGCAGCCACUUGAUUGGCCCCACAUCCACAAACAUCCCCUCCCUCCCCCAACCGACGCUCAGUAACAGCAGUGUGUACCAUCUACAAGAUGCACUGCAGGAAUUCACCAAAGAUCCUCAGGCAGCACCUUCCAAACCCACCAUCACUUCCAUCUAGAAGGACAAGGGCAGCAGAUACAUGGGAACACCACCCCCUGCAAGUUCCCCUCCAAGCCCCUCACCAUCCUGACUUGGAAAUAUAUCGCCGUCCCUUCAGUGUCACUGGGACAGAAUCCUGGAAUUUCCUCCCUCAGGGCAUUGUGGGUCAACCCACAGCACAUGGACUGCAGCGGUUCAAGAUGGCAGCUCACCCCCCACCUUCUCAAAGGGGUAACUAGGGAUGGGCCCAGCCAGUGAUGUCCGCCUCCCCUGACUGAAUAAAAGAAAGGUCCUGUUACUGUUAAUGACACUCUUAAACAAGCACAACUGACCUGCUUACAAUUCAAGGUGAAUUGGGUAGUGCUCCUUUUAGCAGCAAAAAGGCAUUGUGGGAAGCCUCAGGCAGCUGCUUAACUGUCGAACUCUGUUAUUAUCCUAUUUAUAUAAUCAGUAGGUCAGUUCAUGUUCAAGGCACUGAAUCAUCUGACCAAACAAACCUGGAAUAGGCCCUCCUGUGUAUUUUUCUCGUUUCACAUCCUUUUUAUACACAAACCAGAAGACAGGCAUUCAGUCAGUGUCAGACAUAUACAGAUCCCUGAAGUAAAGACCUCCUUACUGCUGAAGACAGCUUUCUUUCUCAUUUGACAAAGUCUGUUAUUGAGGAUGUGUCAAACUAAUCUGAAGGAAAUCCAUCUUUCAAUUCAGAAUAAAUCGUGAUAAAAUAC